Necator americanus (New World hookworm) is the source of this 1251-nucleotide messenger RNA. RefSeq lists its product as uncharacterized. Gene Ontology annotation, molecular function: sequence-specific DNA binding; DNA-binding transcription factor activity, RNA polymerase II-specific. Gene Ontology annotation, biological process: cell differentiation; regulation of transcription by RNA polymerase II. The record is from RefSeq and is a predicted model, not a curated record. Gene Ontology annotation, cellular component: nucleus. Lineage: Eukaryota; Metazoa; Nematoda; Chromadorea; Rhabditida; Ancylostomatidae. The transcript has 10 exons. The coding region runs from base 1 to 1251 and encodes 416 amino acids.
AUGGGUCCGCGUUGCGAUGAGCAGGAUCAUUUAAAAGUGGACGUGAAGGAUACGUUUAAAAUCGAACGACCACAACCAAAGUACGCCGAUGGUCGACGAACAAGUGCUCCGGCGAUACUGUGGAGUGCUGCAAACCUCAUCGAGGACAAGCCUACCACAUCAACAGUUGACUCGAUCAGUCUACUACAACGUUUACUAGAAAGACAACGAGUACUCGCUUCACAUAUGAAUAAUGACACAUCCAGUCCUGAUUCAGGGAUCGGACUUGAUCAUUCAAUGGAUUCCACGGAACAUAUGCAUAUGGAUGCACCAACUACCGUACUACAUGCUCAAGCAUCCGUAAUCACUUCCGCAAUGUCCUCGAAUUCACAGAAACAAACGCCUCUACAUCAUCCGACCGCCACAAAUCAAAAUCUUCCCAUAUCACCGUUUCUAUGGCCAUGGAUUAACGACAGUCGUCUUCUAACCCCCUGGCUAUCGUCACCGUUGUUGCCAUGGCCAGCACCGCCAAGAGAUCUUCCAACUCCUAUUCCUAUAGCGCCUACUGCAUUACAACCUCCAACAUCUCUACUAACCACAGUAUGUGGACUGCCUCCACAACCACUCGUUGGAGCCACUGCUACCGCCGCUCCCUGCAAUAUGUUCCAGAAGGAAAACCUUCCGUCGACAAUCACUUCAAAAUCCGCGUUCUUCUCAUUGCCGUAUAUGUUGGAAUCACGUAGAUAUAGUGAACCCGUGCCUCCUCCAUCACAUCUGCUCGCUCAAAGAAGAAGAAGCAAGGAAGUUUCCGGACAAGUCACGUAUCUAUGGGAAUUUCUACUGCGUCUUCUACAGGACAAAGAAUACUGCCCAAAAUUUAUCAAAUGGAUCGAUCAGUCCAAGGGUGUUUUUAAACUUGUGGACUCGAAAGCAGUUUCAAGACUAUGGGGAAUGCACAAAAACAAACCGGGAAUGAAUUAUGAAACAAUGGGAAGAGCGCUAAGAUACUACUAUCAACGCGGAAUUCUACAAAAAGUCGAUGGACAACGUCUUGUUUAUCAGUUCGUAGACGUCCCAAAGGAUGCGUUACAGGACUCUCCAUUCGACUCCGGGAUCGAUUCGGCUAGCUCGGAUGCGUUUGAGGAUCCGGAAAGCCCGAACGCCCUCAGCGAAGAGAUUCGUGUCGCGUCACCGAAAACCCCGUUGAAAACUGUUCCAGAAACGAAAAAGGAGUUAAAGGAGAACACAUCUAAGGUCUCCGUAGAUGCUUAA